CUUUCUUCCGAACUAAGGUUCUCUUACCACCUCUCCCCGACACCCCCAUCCUCCGUCCCCUCUUGGGAUCUGUCCUGCUCUUCUUUUAGGUCUAGGUAUAUGGAAUUCUCUGUCUCAUCCUGUCGCCAGUAACUUGCUGAUCGCUGCUGCGGGGAGCGACACAGUGAGGACGCGGGGGUCUAGGAACCGGAAAUGGGUUCUGUAUCAUUUGAGGACAUCUCUUUGGACUUUACCUGGGAUGAGUGGAAGGAUCUUGAUUCUGCUCAGAGGACACUCUACAGGGAUGUAAUGUUAGAGAAUUAUAGAAGCCUCAUGUUUUUGGGACACUGCACGACCAAACCUGAGUUGAUCUUCAAGUUAGAGCAUGGAUUUGGGCCAUGGAGUUUAGCAGAAGCCUCUAUCCAGAGCCUUCCAGGUGUUCAUAAAACGACUGUCCCAAUUGAGAAUGACCAGGAAUAUCACAAGGGACUUUUGUGGCAAGUUGAAAUCACCAACAGGCAGAUAUCAAAUGAAGAAAUUGUUGAAGCAGAACUGACGGUGGCACAGAAAAUCUGCCAGGGGACAUCUUAUGAAGGGAAAGCAUGUGUGAAGAUGUUUUGCCAGCAGUCACAGCACACAAGGGAUCAGAGCACACUCGCAUGUGAGACAACUUUCAGUUAUAAGUCACUUCUCAAUAAUCGUCAGAGCCCUUUAGAGGAAACAUUCUGUACAUAUAGACAGUGCAGGAAUACAUUCUCUUGGAAGUCACACCUCACUGAACAUCAGAGAAGUUGUAUAGAUGAGAAGCCAUAUGAAAGUUCAGGAUAUGGGAAAGCUUCCCACACCAAGUCUCAGCAUCAGAUUACUCAUACAGAUGAGAAGCCCUACAAAUGUCUGGAAUGUGGGAAAUACUUCUACUACAAGUCACAAAUCACUGAACAUCAGAGAAGUCAUACAGGUGAGAAGCCUUAUGAGUGUACAGAAUGUGGAAAAUCUUUCAGCUAUAAGUCACAUCUCACUGUCCACCAGAGAAGUCAUACAGGUGAAAAGCCACAUGAAUGUACAGAAUGUAGGAAAGUUUUUUACUAUAAGUCACAACUCACUCGACACCAAAGAAGUCAUACAGGAGAGAAACCCUAUGAAUGUGUGAAAUGUGGAAAAUCUUUCUACUGUAACACGCAUCUUUCUCUACAUCAGAGAAUUCAUGUAAGUGAGAAACCUUAUGAGUGUACAGAAUGUGGAAAAACUUUCUCUUUCAGUGCGUGCCUCACUCGACAUCAAAGGACUCAUACAGAUGAGAAGCCAUAUGAAUGUACACAGUGCCCCAAAGUUUUCCACUUUAAGAAACAACUUACUCAUCAUCUGAAAAGUCAUACUGCUGAGAAGCGCUUUGAAUGUAAACAAUGUGGAAAAGCAUUUUACUGGAGGUCUAACCUUAGUGUGCAUCAGAAAACUCAUAGUGGUGAGAAGCCUUUUGAAUGUAAACAAUGUGGAAAAACAUUUUACUGUAAGUCCCACCUCACUGUACAUCAGAGAACUCAUAUAAGUGAAAAGCUCUAUCAAUGUACAGAAUGUAGGAAAGCAUUCUAUUCUCAGACACAGCUUACUGUACAUCAGAAAACUCACACUGAUGAGAAGCCAUAUGAAUGUAAGCAAUGUGGGAAAACAUUCUACAGCAAGUCUGGGCUUACUGCACAUCAGAAAACUCACACAGGUGAGAAGCCCUAUGGAUGUAAACAAUGUGGAAAAGCAUUCUAUAAUAAGUAUUUGCUCAUUGAGCAUCAUCGAGUUCAUACAGGUGAGAAGCCCUAUCAAUGUACAGAAUGCAAGAAAGCAUUCUACUGCAAGAAAUAUCUUUCUCUACAUCAGAAAACUCAUGCAAGUGAGAAGUCAUUUCAUUGUGCAGAAUGUGGGAAAGCCUUUUCCUGGAUGUCACACCUCACUCAACAUCAGAGAAUUCAUACAGGUGUGAAGCCCUAUGCAUGUGAACAAUGUAGGAAAGCUUACUACUUCAAGAAGCAGCUCACUCGACAUCAAAGAACUCAUACACAUGAGAAGUCAUUAGAUGUAAAUAAUGCAGGAGAACAAUUCAAAGCAAAUGCAACUUCUCUGUGUAUGAAAGAAUUCAUACAAAGGAGAAACUCUGUAAGUGUACCAAAUGCAGAAAUUUUUCUUCCUCAUGUCACACCUUACUCAAAGUCAGAUGAGAAAGCCUAAGGAUGUAAAGAAUCAAUGAAAUUUUACUAAAAUGUAUAAUCAGAAAGCUUGCAGGUGAAAAUCUGAUUAAUUUUAAAAGUAUGGUGAACUUCUAGUGUAAAUCAGCUGUUACUCUACCAAGGAACACAUACCACAGUGAGACAUAUCUCUGUAAAGAUUGAAGGCAUGGUACCACAGUUCUCUGUAAGAGAAGCCAUAUGUAUGGAUCCUAUGAAGUUAAAAACUGUAGAAAAGCUGUGUCAUUUUUCACUUGACUUGAAUAUACUGUGAGUAACACUGAAUGUUAAGAACAGAGGAAAGCUUUCUAAUAUUAAACCUCCUGAAUUCAUACCUGGAAACUUAUGCAGGUGUGGAGCCCAAUAAAAUUAAUGAAAAUGG
Peromyscus leucopus (white-footed mouse) is the source of this 2574-nucleotide messenger RNA. RefSeq names its product zinc finger protein 33B-like. The record is from RefSeq and is a predicted model, not a curated record. Gene Ontology annotation, molecular function: RNA polymerase II cis-regulatory region sequence-specific DNA binding; DNA-binding transcription activator activity, RNA polymerase II-specific. NCBI's taxonomy places the organism in Eukaryota, Metazoa, Chordata, Mammalia, Rodentia, Cricetidae. The transcript has 5 exons. Bases 193 to 2196 code for a protein of 667 amino acids. Gene Ontology annotation, cellular component: nucleus. Gene Ontology annotation, biological process: regulation of transcription by RNA polymerase II.